AUGAAACCUUUCCUCAGUCAAGCACUUCUGAUUGCAGCGAGUUGUACGAUACUUAUUUCACCUUCAACUGGUAAAUCCCCGCGGUUGGUUGUUUACUUCCAUUCAAAAGUACCCCUAAUUUCAGCUCAAUCAUCCUCCUGCCUUCAGUGUACGUCGGAGUCACCGGGAUGCGACGAAGGUACCCUUCCGGUGGCGACAUGCCCGCAGCAGGAUGAUAGCUGCUUCUCGCGUACCAUCACCAGCGGCUUCGAACUGCAACGAGGUUGUGUGAGCUCCCUCGCUGAGGCCGACCAGCAACGCUGUCGGGAUGCUACGGACAGUAGUUGUAUCCUCUGUUCCGGGGAUGGAUGCAACCGGGAACGCUGGCACAAGUGCCAUCAGUGUUCCCGAACGACCAACAAUAGAUGUUACGCAGCACCCCGUAGGGUGCUGUUCUGUCGUCACUAUCGUGACGGGAAUGGUUGCUUCGCAAAACUUGUCGGCGAUAAUUUAAUUCGAGGUUGUCAAUCGGACCCGGAAGAGGCACAGAAUCCUUGUGCGAAGAAUAAGUACUGUGUGUCGUGUACCGGUGAGGCUUGCAACGAUCAGUCAUUCGAUGACUUGAAGGCCGUUACUCGGUGCAUUCAGUGCAAAGAGGGUGAGUUUCGAUGCGUCGCUGGUAAUCCAGCCAAUUCCGAAUGUGACGAGCGGGAAGAUAGAUGUUACAUCAAGAUGUGGAAAGAGGGUGAACUGGACCGUGGCUGUGUGAAGAAACUUUCCGAAGAAGAACAAAUUCGUUGCAACGAUGAGUCGGACAGGAGCUGUUACAGCUCUUCUGGGAAGCAGUGUAACACUCACCGAUGGUUGAAAUGCUUCCACUGCAGUCCGGGAGAGAAUCCACCGUGCGAAGAGGAACAAACCAACACAACGCUGUCGUCCUAUUGUGCCAAUUUCCAGCUGAAUGACGCAUGUUAUGCCAAAAUGGACAACUUUAAAGUUACUCGUGGUUGCGUUUCAGAUCUUGGAUCGUACGCCGAUCCUUGCGAGGGCAAUCCGAAAUGCUUAAAGUGCUCCUCGGAUGGAUGCAACUCCAUGUCGGAGGCCUACAUUAAAGAUGCACCGAAUCAAAAACGUUUGCUUAAAAACGCAUCGCAGUGGUUGUGGAAAAACGAUUAUUGA
Messenger RNA from Sabethes cyaneus, 1158 nucleotides. RefSeq lists its product as uncharacterized. NCBI's taxonomy places the organism in Eukaryota, Metazoa, Arthropoda, Insecta, Diptera, Culicidae. The record is from RefSeq and is a predicted model, not a curated record. The coding region runs from base 1 to 1158 and encodes 385 amino acids. The transcript has 4 exons.